This is a messenger RNA of Prunus dulcis (almond), 1415 nucleotides long. Its product is annotated as protein REVEILLE 6-like. Gene Ontology annotation, molecular function: DNA binding. The coding region runs from base 76 to 1038 and encodes 320 amino acids. Lineage: Eukaryota; Viridiplantae; Streptophyta; Magnoliopsida; Rosales; Rosaceae. The transcript is spliced from 8 exons. The record is from RefSeq and is a predicted model, not a curated record.
GCAUCCAACAAUCCCCAGGUCCUAUAUAAAAGUUCCGCCGCCUGUAGAAGCCCGAACCCGACUAUUUCGGAAUUUAUGGUAUCCAAAAACCCGAAUCCACCAGAGGGCUUGUACUUGGAUCCAAGCGGAAUGGCGUUACCCGGGCUCGGGCCAUUCGCCUCCGUCACUACCUCAGCGACGACGACGUCAACGACGUCUUCUUCGGAGGAUCUGAGUAAGAAGAUUCGGAAGCCCUACACUAUCACCAAGUCCAGAGAGAGCUGGAGCGAACCCGAGCACGACAAGUUCCUCGAAGCCCUCCAGCUCUUUGACCGUGAUUGGAAAAAGAUUGAAGCAUUCAUUGGGUCGAAGACAGUUAUACAGAUACGUAGUCAUGCACAGAAGUAUUUUCUGAAGGUUCAAAAGAAUGGGACAAGCGAACAUCUACCUCCCCCUAGGCCAAAAAGGAAAGCUGCUCACCCAUAUCCUCAAAAAGCUUCUAAAAAUGCUCUGGCGCUUCCACAAGUGUCUGGGUCAUGUCAGUCUUCAUCUGCUUUACAUGAAUCUGGGUUUAUUCAAAGGCCAGAUUCAGCGUCAAUGCUUAUGAGUCCCGUUCCUGGCACUGUAGUCCCUUCCUGGACUGAUGGUUCCAUGCAAACAGCCAACCUAUCACAUGAGUCCAAAGGGCCAACUGCGCCGAAUAACAGUUGCAGUAGCACAGAAAGCACUCCAAAAGCUCAACCAGUUGGUGGAACAGCUGAUCUAGUGAUUCCUAGCCAUGCAUUGAGAGUUCUUCCUGACUUUUCUCAAGUAUACAGCUUCAUCGGCAGUGUCUUUGACCCUAAUGUUACAGGUCAUCUGCAGAAAUUGAAGAAGAUGGAUCCUAUAGAUGUUGACACGGUGUUACUGUUGAUGAGAAAUCUGUCCAUCAAUUUGAGCAGUCCUGAUUUCGAGGAUCAUAGAAAGCUGCUUUCAUCCUACAAAAUUGACGCAGAUACUGCGAGUCAUGGUGAUGCAACUAAAAGCCUUUGUGACGAUCAACACAAGAAAGUUGCUUAGGUAGUAGUUAAUCAAGUCAGAAGCUCCACUCCACCCCACCCCCCCCACCAAAACCGACGAAUUUCCAGGGAAAAAAGGGCCCAUUAGCAUAGAGCGUCCGGUUGCAUCUGGGUAUUAACUCCUACACUAGGUUGUAAGUCACACAGCAUUUCCAUACAUUUGGCAUCUCCGUGUGGUGUAUAUAUCAAGACAAAAGUAAUGCAUUUUGCGGGAGUGUACAGGUGUUCAAAGUUAUGUUAAUGCUAUUCUGUACAGCGCUGGGUUCCUGUGUAUUCAAGUUUUUUAAUCACUAGUUGUGGGUUAUGUGAAUUUUUUUUGGGUCAAGUGGGUUAUGUGAUUUCGGUGCGGUAUUCGCGUGCCUAUUCUGUAUGUGAUAA